Messenger RNA from Bactrocera tryoni, 276 nucleotides. Its product is annotated as AN1-type zinc finger protein 5-like. Gene Ontology annotation, molecular function: zinc ion binding; DNA binding. NCBI's taxonomy places the organism in Eukaryota, Metazoa, Arthropoda, Insecta, Diptera, Tephritidae. The transcript is spliced from 2 exons. The record is from RefSeq and is a predicted model, not a curated record. Bases 1 to 276 code for a protein of 91 amino acids.
AUGGAACGUGAAUCCAAUCCAAUGCAACCUAUGUGCCGCUCCGGUUGCGGUUUCUACGGCAAUCCAGCCACCGAUGGUCUCUGCUCCGUGUGCUAUAAGGAUUCUUUGAGAAAAAAGCAACAACCACCUGUUAGCAGCACACCUGUAUCAGUUCCAAGCCCACAGCCAAGUCCCACAUUCAAUCCAGCCAUCACAAUAACCAAUACAGCACAGCCGACAGUGCAAAGUUUACAGCUGCAGCAUAAUGAAAUAAAAGAGGUGAGUCAGAAAGUGUAA